AUGUCACACAUCGCUUGCUUGAGCCGCUUGCAUAGAGCAGAGUCGCUAGUGGUUCUUGGUAGAUUAGACUGGCAGUCGCUGCUGCACGCACGCGUCCAGUCCCCUCCUCCCUUCUGUCUCCCUCGCCGUCGCUCGCUCGUGCAUGUGUGCCAUGAGCCUCCUCCUCCCUCCCUCCCCCCAUCCCCCCCGUCCCCCUUCUCCCCUCCUCCCCCAGGUGCUACGCAUUUGCUGCUCUAUCCCCUCUCCUCACUGUGUUCUCUCCGCAUUCCUUCCGACCCUCACACCUGUGCAGGCCUCAUCGCGAGCAGCAGUGGCAGGCGGACGGACGUGGGACAGCAUCAGCGUUCUCCUCAUGCGUCAAGCCACUGGCGGCAGCAGACAACACCUGGUGGUGCCGGCACAUGCUUCACCUGCCCUCUGCACACAAUCACAUAA
Closterium sp. Naga37s-1 is the source of this 435-nucleotide messenger RNA. NCBI's taxonomy places the organism in Eukaryota, Viridiplantae, Streptophyta, Zygnematophyceae, Desmidiales, Closteriaceae. The record is from the annotation of a GenBank genome assembly.